AUGCACUUGCAGACUGCCAAAGAAGGAAUUUUUACUCUGUUUUUACAUAAUGUGACCAUUGCUGAUCAAGGAGGAUACACGUGUGAUGUGUUUUAUGGCAAAGACAAUGGAAAGGCCAAAAUUGAUCUAUGUAUUGAAGGUAAAAAUACUUAUAUAUACAAUACUUAUAAUAUACUAGUACCUGGUUGUGGAUUUUAUUCUUUAAAAUAAAUAUCUGACAAUAGUUUUUACCUUCAGAAGUUUUGACUACUCUAGGUCCAAUGACAUUACAGUUACUAUCUGCAGUGGAGGACCCAGUGAAUGACCCACGGUUGAUUAUCUCGGUAGUAAGGCACUGUGAGUGUCAAACUAAGCACACAUGGGCUAAUACUUUAAAUAGUUCAAUGAUUAUAUUUUCUCACAGCUUCUCCUACUAUCAAAAUAUCCAAUAUCUCACUGAAAUGGAACAUGCUCAAUCAGGUGUACUGCUGGGUUACUGGCUUCUACCCAGAGGAAAUGAACAUGACCUGGUUCAAGAAUGGGAUUCCUCUGCUUAACGCACAUGUGGACAAAAAGAGGAAUGCAGAUGGCACAUACAGCGUUAUCAGCUCAGUGAAUGUCACCCCGAAUGCGAAUGAUGAGUACGUGAUCAUUGAGUGCCAGGUGGAGCAUUCGUCUCUACAUAGUGAUUAUAUUAAAGCUUACAUAGUGGGAAGAUUAGGUAAGAACAAUAUUCCAAUGCACACAACUGUAAAGUCUAGAAAGGUUACAUUCUGUUCUAGAUUAAAAUGACUCAUGGUCUGCUAACUGUUUUCUAUUUACAGGUCUCAUGAAAACAUUCUUUAUCACCAGUUUGGUGUUUUCACUGAUAUGUGCACUCCUGAUGAUUGUCACAAUUUCUGUUUUUAUCUACAGAAGAAUAGGUAUGCAAAUUAUUUUUCAUGAGUUUAGUGUUUCAUACAAAGAAGUAAGAAUUAUUCUGUAAUUCAAUGGGAACAUGUCACUCAGGACACAAAUGAUUAUUUAUCAGAUUGUGAAUCGGUAAGAAUUCACUGUGAAUUUAAAGUGAAUUUCACAUUUUAGACCACAAUAUUUGAACAAAACCAUAGUUGGUUAUUGUUACCAGCUUUAACUUUCAGACACAUCAUAAUCCUAUAAAUAACCCUAGCCAGUUUUUUGUUUGUUUGGUUUUUGACAAUAACCAAAUCUACACAAUGAAAAAACAAACAACUGAGAUGACAUUUGAAGAAUAUGCUGUCAUUAGUCUAAUACUAUCCUUACCUUUUUGUGUCAUUUUACCCCACUCCCUCUAGCAUGUAAGCUCAUUGAGCAGGGCCCUCAACCCCUCUGUUCCUGUGUGUCCAACUUGUCUGGUUACAAAUACAUGUCUGUUCGUCCACCCAUUGUAAAGCGCUGCGGAAUUUGACGGCGCUCUAUAAAUAUCAUAAUAAUAUGCGUAACAGUCUAUGUAAAUUCCUUGAACAUUUGGGGAAAGUUAGUCUCAGAUGGAUAGACCUCCCGCACAUUUGGUAUUUACAAUAAAGAUUGAGAUACUGGUGACACAAUAGCUUGCGGCCAAUUAGAAAACAUAGGAUUACACUCAAAGAUAGGUUGCCAUAUCCACCGUAUUUUCCCUGACAAAUAUCCUUUCUUCGUGUUAAUGGAAACACAAGAAAACUGCUGCCCUGCAGUACGCAUAAUCUUUAUGAUGCAUGAUUUCUCAAGGACUAAUUACUUAAUUUCAUACAGCUGUUUCCGGAUUCUACAUACCACAGGGAAGCACUUUUCAUGUGUUGCCCUUCACUAUGUAUAAGGAAAACUAGAAUGAUAAGGCUUCCCGCUCAGAGAUAAUUUCAAGAACACAAUAGGCAGAACCAAAGAAACAGUAUUCAAUCCCAGAACACCAAAACCAAACAAACCCAAAUUAUUAUAGUAUCGGAGGACUCAAAGCAAGCAAAACAUACAUUUACUUAUAAAGUAAAUAUUUAUAUAUAAAAAAUAUAUAAAUAUGAAGCAAAAACAACAAAAGCGAAAAUAGGUCAUGAAGAAAAUUACGAACGUCAUAUGUAUAAAACCGGCAUAUACAAAUAUAAUGCAAAGUAAAUCCGCCAUAUUCAAACUAUUGUAUUGAUAAGAUUACCAGAAUCAAACAGCAAGUAAUCAAUAACAGCAAAAAUAUCAAAUAUUCUCAGGGAAGGGAGAAAAUACUGUUAUGUUCUGUAUAAAGCACCCCAAGUUUUGUCCCGAUUGCUUUUGUCACAGGAGGUGACUUGGCAGUAUUAUGGUAAGGCAGAAUCAAUCUGGGCCACCAAUCUCUGUCUGGAACCAAACAGCUUCCAGUUCUAGAAGGGUUAUAUGAGCUUGAUGCUCAUAUUUCAUUGGGAUAUGUCUAUUAGUACAAAGAACUCAAACCAACACAAUUAUGGUGGAAAAAAAAAGUGAUUGAAAAACCCUUCAACCUAAAGUCAGUGGGUAGUCAAUACAUUGUUAAACACAGAUCAGCGCACCAAUCAAGACAUAAGACUUGCUUUUCCCACAUAAUUCUCAAAUUUGCAGUGAUGUUACUACCGCAAGGCAUUCUGGAUGGGCAUAUGCAAAUGAUUUCACUAUUUGCAUAUGCCCACCCAGAAACCCUUGCGAUGGUAACAUCUCUGCAAAUUUGAGAUUUUUGUGGGAAAAGCAAGUCUCAUGGCCUGACUGUUGUGCAGAUCUGUGGUUAACGAUGUACAAAGAAUUGUUAGCAUUAAAACUGAUAGCAGCUCUAGCCGUGCCAAACAUUUUGGUUUGCUGCCUGUUGCGAUUUCUACUUAUUUUGUGCUUUUAUUUUAUAGCCAAGCCCCAGGUAUUAGAUGAAAAUCUUAUUGAGCAAGGCCUGGGUGAUCUAUCCAGUAAGAAAGCGUCUGUAACAGGUAAUGGGAUUGUUCGUUUUUAGAUGGUUUUCUAGCAAAUCCAACCUAUGUUUCAACAAGAAUAAUCACAGUGACCGUAAUAAUUGAAGUGGCAGUAAACAUCUAAGUGGAAUGAAUAAUGAUGAUGUUUACUUCAGGGUUCUGGAAAGUGUUUUGGCAAUAAAUGCUAAAAGCAGAGUGGGUAUAGUACAGAUUGAAAACUUUUAUAUCUUGUAUUAAAAUUUCAACACAAUCAGAAGAUAUACACAAGGCCACACUAUAUGAGAUCUGUACAAUUUUCAUGAACUAUGGUAAAAAGAUUACUGAACCUUACCAUGGAUGAGAGAAUUUUUAAAGAAUUGCAUCUUGGUAGAUCUUACAUAAAAUAAAAAAAACUAAAGAAAAUAUGUUUUCCUUUGGUUCUAUUGUACGUAUUGGGCUGAUGUGUUACUAUAGUAUUGCUGACACAUUUGUCACAGAAGGUGACUUGGAGGUAUUAUGGUAAGGCAGAAUAGACAGCGACCACCAUUCUCCGUCUGCAACCAAACAGCUUCCAGCUCUAGAAGGAUUAUGUGAGCUUGAUAUAUUUAAUAGGGGUAUGUCUAUUAGUACAAAGAACUGUUAGCAUUAAAACCGAUAGCAGCUCUAGCUGUGCCCAAUAAAAAAUUUGGUUUGCUGUCCGUUGCGAUUUCUACUUACUUCGUGCUUUUAUUUUCUAGCCAAACCCCAAGUACUAGAUGAAAAUCUUAUUGAGCAAGGCCUGGGCAAUCUAUCCAGUAAGAAAGCGUCUGUAACAGGUAAUGGGACUGUUACUCUCUUCUUUUUUAGAUGCUUUUUUCAUGCAAACCCAAACUAUGUUUUAACAAAUCCUUUAAUGCCAGAGAGUUAAAUCUGUGCAUAUUGAAUGUCUGCCAUCAGCUGGCUCAGCAUGCUGCUGCUCAUAUUCUCCCAUCAGCCCAUCCUCUCUGACAUUCCCCCACUUCAGUGGUGUGGAUGUCACCAAAGGAGGAUUGAAAAACAUGGCCUCGGCUUUGGAACAGCAGUAAGUUAUAGCUCUGUUUUUUUUAAAAGGGAAUUUAUAGUGCCAGGAAAACACUAGAUCCCUAGAGUGUCAACCUCGGUCGCAACCCCGCCACCUCCCUCUGUGCUGCAGAAGGGGUUAAGAACCUCUUCUGUCACUUACUUGAUUCGAAACCUAAUGCGCAUGUGCGGCGAUGCCCAUUCUCGCAUUAGUACUUCCCCAUAGAAAGCAUUGUAUAAUGCUUUCCUAUUGGGCUUUUGGGUGAUGCUGGAUGUUCUCAUGCAUGUCCCCAUCUGGUAGACAGCCACUACAGAUGGAGUUAAUCCUCAAAGGAAAUUAUUGCAGUUUAUUAGAAACUGCAAUAAUUACCUUUGCUGGGUUAAGGGACCUGGGACACUGCGCCAAGACCACUUCAAUGAGCUAAAGUGGUCUGUGUGCCUAUAGUGUCCCUUUAAGUUUGAGAGUGGACCAGAAUAGAAAGGGUUACUCUGAUGAAAAAAAAAUAUUUUUAUGAAAACACUGUUUUUGUCAAAGACCAAAGUGGGAAAAACAUUGUCUUCUAAGUACUAAGAGGUAAUAAAGAGUAUUGCUGACUACCCAGAAGGUGUGCAGGGCCAUUAUUGUUUUAAUUUGAAUGGACUGGCAUUUAGGCAGACUUAGCAAACACUUAAUGGGUCGUAAUGUUCCCUGACUGACGGCUAUCUGAGGUAUAAGAGUAUCUACCUAUCUGCCCCAUUAUCAUUCAUUACUAUAUCUGAUGUUGACCAGUUUGUAGCAACAAGAGAUAGUUCAGUGGCAUGGCCUGUGUGGUGUUCUUGUUUGUAUUGUGCAAUGCAGUCAGGCAACCUAUUAUGUAACACACAACCUGCACACUGGAACAGAGUAAAGACCUGAGGGAAAUCUCUUCCUGCAGAGCUAUAUCAUGUUACUGCUCAUCCACACUGCCAUGGUAGGUAGGAGGAGAGGGGAAGGUUCUUUAAUAUGCUUGGGUCUACGUUUUGUCCCAGGCAGACCCUACAUUUAAUGAAUUGAUGCCAUCAAAAAUGGUAGCCAUGUAACAUGAAAAAAUAUGUUUGCUACAAAUGUAAAGCAAUAUCAAUGUUUUUAUUUUGUAGUAAAACCUGAUGUAUUGGCUGAUUCUGCAACAGGUAAUGGCACUGUUCUUAUUUUAGACGUUUUUGUGCAAACCCAACAUGUUUUGACAAAAACAAAGAUGUGAUGCAAAAAAGGGGAGGUCCUCUCACUGGCCCUGGCCCCCACUAAGAAUUUCAUUGGGCCUCUUAUAGGCCUCAAAGAUCUUUGUACCUAAUAGCCCGGUACAACCCAGCCGCUCACAAGCCCACUGAGCCUUACCUGAAAGUCUUGUGUGUAAAUGACUUCAUAUGUGUGUGGGGGAGUGUGGGUAUGUCUUGAUGUUGGUGAGUGUAUGUGUCUUUGUGUGGGUGUGAUUGUGUCUAGUCAUGUUCGUCUAGUGACUGCAUGUAAGUCUGAAGCAUAAAAUAGCUUAUAGCUUAUUCAGAUAAUUGGUCGCUCACUUUAGCUCUGAUUUUUGCAUACUAUUUUUUCUUCUUCAUUAAUGAUCUGUUUUCAUUCAAUCACUUUGUGCCACAGAGUUAACUCGGUGCCCAAAAAUGGGAGACAUCAUCAUACCAAGUUUGGUAAAUGGCACAGAAGCCACACUUCAGUGUAAAAUCUCUGGAUAUUUCCCUGAUAAGCUGGAGGUUAAGUGGUUAAAAGUGGACCCUUUAAUGAAUAAACAGGUAUUUGUUUCUCCCGGUGAGAAAUACAAAAUCCCUGUAAUGGAAGUGACCAGAGAGGAAGAUCAGACCUAUACCUGUACGGCAAAUCUGAUUGUUAGUGUGUCCAUAGCUGAAGAUGAAUACUCAGAAUAUAUCUGCCAGGUGGAACAUCCCAGUCUUGAUAGACCACUGGAGAAAAGGACAGGAAAGCUGUGUGUGACCGGUAAGUUUGGUAUAAAAUAUGACCCUUUGGGUAAUUUCAACAGUUCUGGGGGAAAUCCUUGGAUCUGGAGCAAUUAGAAGGAACUUUUCAUUAAUUUCCAAUACUAUCAUACCAUAGUAUGUUUUUAUACUUUCUUAAUGUUCACAAAAGCAUGUUUUCUAAGUCCAAACUCCUCACUAACUAUAGCUAAAUUUCUGCAGUUGAAAACAGGAAAGCAGUACUCUCUAUUGCAUCACUAAGACACAGGUCAGAAUAAACUCAUUACAUACAAAAUGGUGAGGUACACCCAUAUUAGCGUAAGAACACAACAUACAAUAGGUUGGGAGAGUAAUAUAUAUAUUAAUAGCCAGAGGAUACGAAGCAAUGGUUCAAUUAAUAAGGAAUUUGUGAAUGUCAUUUUCUCUGGAUCUCAUAGGUGCCACAUGCUUCACUCCUUAUAUAUACAUGAUGAGCCACUAUUCUUUUUACUAGAAUUAUUAUGGUUAUAAAUGUCCUCCUGACCUAAAGAGAUUUUGGCGUCUGUUGCUUAGGUUCCCUGUUACGGAAUAACACAAAGAACAAAUUUAACAUUUGUGUGAAAUACUUUAAAUAAAGUCACAACUGUGUAAAGCAAUUAAUUAUGAUCAAAAUGUCCUCUUUAUGUAGAUAUGGGUGUUAUUUUUCAUUGUCGAAGGAAAAGCAGUACAUGUAAUUGUAACUUAUGGAUCAUAUUAUAUGACUAGUUUAUUUUAUGUCUUCAGGGAUUCCAACUAUCAAAGUGACCCAUGAAACAGUGCAUCGUAAAACAUGGCUGAGAACGGAGGUUAAAGGUGUAUUUCCCCCAACAUGCACUGCGGUUACAUGGAGUCGCGAUAAAGGCAAAAAAAUUGUGCAUUACCCUGAGUCUAUCAUUAGCAAUCAAUGGACAAUGAACAAAGAUGGAACAUUCAAACUAAUCAGCAAAUGCCAGGACAAAUCUAGACGGAAAAAAGCACAAAAAUGUUUUCAUGUGUCGGUGAAAGUUAAACCACAAGACCCACCAGUAAAGAUGAGCAUUUUGCUUGACAAAGGUAUAUUGCAUUAAAGCCUGAUAUGUAACUUACUUAUUUAUCAGAAGAAUUCCACUUCAUGGAAAUACUGACACUGGUCACGGGAAAGGAGAAUGAACGGAGUCACAA
Molecule: messenger RNA, 7007 nt
Organism: Pelobates cultripes (western spadefoot toad)
Lineage: Eukaryota; Metazoa; Chordata; Amphibia; Anura; Pelobatidae
Source: the annotation of a GenBank genome assembly